GUAUAACGUGCAUUUUAGAAUAUCGAAGACGCUUUAGGUUUCAGGAAACAAAGUCAUCUUCUUUAGCCUCAUGGCCUUUCCAAUCAUUCUGGGUAUAUUAACCGGUGCGGCCUUUUUUUACACAAUGCAGUUAGCUCCUCGAAUCAUCCAAAGGGUGGCAAUGGCUCAGUGUUCACCUUUAGCUUCAGCUGCAGCCUCUUCCAUUCGUGGUGCUGCAGCGCCGUAUCGUAUCUAUGAGUAUGGCUUCAAGAAAACCAUGUCAGAGAGGGAGGCUUAUAUGCUGCUGGGUUUUGAUGGGUGGGAUUUGGGCCUAUUUUCCCGUCCACCUGAGGAAGAGGUGAAGAGACGCUACAGAGAACUGAUGAAGGAGCUGCACACUGAUGUUGGGGGGUCACCAUACAUAGCAACCAAGCUGAAUGAGGCAAAAGAUAUCCUCACACGACAACCAACUGAUGAGCUUGAUUAG
Molecule: messenger RNA, 466 nt
Organism: Phytomonas sp. EM1
Lineage: Eukaryota; Euglenozoa; Kinetoplastea; Trypanosomatida; Trypanosomatidae
Source: the annotation of a GenBank genome assembly